AUUUUUAGAUCGGGUGUCAUGACAGUGAUGAAAAUGCAUUACGAGAAAGAUAUAAAAUGCUUGAAGUCUUCUGCUCUUGGCCACUUCUCGUUCAGGUUUUUUUUUUUAAAGGAACAAGAUCCUUGUUUUGGCAAAAACCUUUUCUCCAAGAUCUUUGCUACGGAGUGUUCAAUUAAAAUAACAGCCAUGGUGAUCUACACAGUAACGGUGCACACAGGAAAGAGGCUCUUGGCGGGCACCACUAGCCUCAUCUACAUCCAGCUGCGUGGUAGUGAGGCUGAGAGUGAGGAACAGAAUCUAAAUCGCCUUCAGGCAUUUUUGCAAGGAUCGGAACGAGCAUUUAAGAUACACUGUGAGGCAUCCCUGGGAAAGCUCAUAUCUGUCAAGCUCUACUCCAAGCCGUUUAUGGGUCUUCUUUACAACCAGUGGUUCUGUGAUAAGAUCUUGGUCAACACGCCAGAAGGUGAUGAGAUUUUGUUUCCGUGCUAUUGCUGGCUUGACUGUAACGAGAGGCUCGUUUUAAGACCUGCUAAAGCUUCACUUGUGUUCCAGGACACCAAUCCAAUAGCUCAAAGACAAAGGACGAGGCAGCUAGAAGAGCAACAAAAGUUAUUUAGGUGGCGCGUGUAUGCUGAGGGCACGCCCCAAGUUAUCGAUUGCGACACUGCCUUCGAUCUGCCAGCUGAAGUCCGAUUCUCUUUCACAAAGCAAACCGAGUUUUACUCCACUGCUGGAAAGCAGCUAGCUGCUCUGAAACUAACUGGAUUAGCUGACAGCAGAAGAUCGUGGGAAAGCAUCAGCCAACUGGAAGUAAUUAUUUUUGAAAACAGAGGGAAAACCAUAGAAUAUGUUCAGGAGCACUGGGAUGAGGACAAGUUCUUUGGCUACCAGUUUCUGAAUGGCCUCAAUCCCAUGAUGAUCCAGCGCUGCUCAAAGCUGCCCGCGAAUUUCCUCGUCACAGACGACAUGGUCAAAGACUCCCUAAGAGGGAGCAGCUUGGAGCAGGAGAUGAAGAAAGGGAACAUCUUCCUGUCUGACUAUAACAUGUUGGAUGGACUGGUGGGAAAUGUAGUCAGUGGCAGGCAGCAGUAUCUCACGGCUCCCCUGGUCCUGCUGUACUGUAACCCUCAUGGCAUGAUGCUGCCCAUCGCCAUUCAGUUAAGGCAAAAGCCCAGCAAAGAGAAUCCCAUCUUCCUCCCAACGGAUUCAAAGGCUGACUGGAAACUGGCCAAGAUCUACGUCCGAAAUGCAGAGUUUGCCGUUCACGAGGUCGACUUUCACCUGCUGAGAACUCACCUUCUGGCAGAAGUGUUCGCCAUGACGACAUUGCGCAAUCUUCCCUCUCCACACCCUCUCUACAAGCUCCUCUUUCCCCAUAUUCGAUACACGUUCCAGAUCAACAUCAUGGCCCGGACUGACCUGAUAUCCAAGGAUGGGGCCAUUACCCUGUAUGCAGGAGUUGGUGGAGAGUCAUUGGUAAAGUUGAUGAAGCGUGCUACUGCCUCCCUGACCUACAGCGCCCUCUGUCUUCCUGAUAACAUCUCUGAGAGAGGCCUGGAGAAUGUUCCCCACUACUACUACAGAGAUGAUGGGAUGAAACUGUGGAAUAUCAUCAACAAGUUUGUUGGGGCUAUAUUGUCACACUACUAUCAAGGUGAUGCAAGAGUGCAGAAGGACACAGAGCUUCAGCGUUGGAUCAGUGAGAUAUUCACCCAUGGCUUCCUGGGAAGAGACGACUCAGGAAUACCAUCAUCUUUUCAGACUGUGACGGAGCUUGUCAAGUUUGUCACCAUGGUGAUCUUCACUUCCUCAGCCCAACAUGCCGCUGUAAACAAUGGACAGUUUGACUUUGGUGGCUGGAUGCCUAACUACCCCACUGCCCUCAGAAAGCCCCCUCCCAAGGUGAAAGGCCAGACCACUGAGGACACGAUCCUGGAGACCCUGCCUGAUGUGAGCACGACGGUGAAUGGGAUGGCUGUCCUGAGACUGCUGACCAAGGAUUCUGCAGACCAUUACCCUCUGGGACAUUUCCCAGAAAAUCUGUAUGAUGAAGACGUCCCCUACAAGCUCAUUAAAGAUUUUCAAAAGGAUCUGAGGGAGUUGUCAGAUCUCAUCGAGGAGCGGAACAAGAAGUUGGAGCUUCCCUACAUCUAUCUGAACCCCAAAAAUGUGGACAACAGUGUAGCCAUUUGAAAGGAUACAGUAGUCCUUCUUAAUAUGUUUGUCUUUCUGUUAAUAGCUUUGUCAAUAAAAAUAAAGACCAAAGCAAAAAUAACUCAAAGUGAGAUCAUGGAUAUUGCCUUUCAAGGAAAAUAAAUAAUGUGAAAGGCACUGCUUGCAUUUCUUUGAACUUGUGAGUUUUGAGAUAUAAGUUUUUACAACUGUGCUGCCAUCUAGUGACAUAAACCAAUACAAUCCAUUGCAUAAAAAAUGUAUAAUUCUUUUUCAAACUCAAACACAACUAUUCACAUGGUUACUGUAAACUGUCAUAUAUUACACACUAGUGUGAAAAACUAAAACAGUCCCAUCUUUGUUGCUUGUGCCUUUGUGUUACAGUGCAAAAUACAGUAUGAUUACAGUACAA
Messenger RNA from Ctenopharyngodon idella (grass carp), 2584 nucleotides. Its product is annotated as polyunsaturated fatty acid lipoxygenase ALOX15B-like. Lineage: Eukaryota; Metazoa; Chordata; Actinopteri; Cypriniformes; Xenocyprididae. Bases 19 to 2193 code for a protein of 724 amino acids. Gene Ontology annotation, molecular function: oxidoreductase activity, acting on single donors with incorporation of molecular oxygen, incorporation of two atoms of oxygen; protein binding; iron ion binding. The transcript is spliced from 15 exons. Gene Ontology annotation, biological process: lipid oxidation; linoleic acid metabolic process. The record is from RefSeq and is a predicted model, not a curated record.